Plasmodium knowlesi strain H is the source of this 6147-nucleotide messenger RNA. Its product is annotated as SICAvar, type I. The record is from RefSeq and is a predicted model, not a curated record. NCBI's taxonomy places the organism in Eukaryota, Apicomplexa, Aconoidasida, Haemosporida, Plasmodiidae. Bases 1 to 6147 code for a protein of 2048 amino acids. The transcript has 13 exons.
AUGUCAGGAGCGGGGGGCAAUGAUCUUUUCAGGGCAUGGCUGCAGGCGUAUGCCAGUGUGGCAGCUUCGGGGAGUUUGGAUCCCGGGACGGCGGCAGGAGAAAUUACCACGAAAUUGAAGAAGAGUUUAGAGGAUGAAUGGGAAGAAUUGAAGACUUCCUUAGAGCAGCCGGGGUCCACGGAAAUAUCUAGUCUGUGUGCGAGCGUGGGGAGCCUCGUGGAGGGUGUGUGGACUGAUCAGAAGGAGGCUUAUCUGAAGAAUUUAUGUAAAGGAAUAGUCGAAAUAAAAUAUUUCAUGAGUGGUGUUGAAACAAAGAGAGAGGAUAAGGGUAGAGGUGGUAAAGAUGAGACAGCACAAAUUAAGCAACUCACGGAUGCUCAAGCUUAUCCCCGCUGUAUUGUUGGAUCCGUCGCUCUGAACGAAUUGUACGGCGAUCAUUGUAAAUUGGAUGGCAUUAUAGGGGAAAUAUCGACCACAAUGAACAAUAAAUUAAGGGGGUAUCCCACGCAGAAUGGGCAGAGCGCUGAGGACCAAUUGAAUAAAUGCCAAGGAAUUACGAAGGAACAACUAUUCAUUGGUAAAUCUAUUAUAGGCAAUACAAUCAAACUGUGGGCCGAAGGGGAUAGGGCGAAGGAAGAAAGGAAGAAGAGCAGGGACCAGACAGGUGGAGCCCUGAGGGUGGGGUACGUGUGGAGGUACUGGCCAAAUGUCUGUGGGGGGAAGGGGAAGCAGAAGGAGGAGCAGCAUUUGCGGGAACUGAGAAGGAAUAAUGCGAAACAUAUGAUGUCAUUUCUUACAGUGGGCGAUGAUAACAUGAGCAGUGGGGCCGAUACUGAUGGAAAACCGACUUUAGGUGAAAUAUUAACUGACGACAGUUACACCGUGGAGAAAGACCAACUGAAUUCAGUACUAUCAGUAUUAGUCGAGGGCAGUACGGGUGAAGUGGACACUUCAAAACUGCCGACACUAAUGCAGACCUUAGAGACGAUUUCGAAGGAAACUAAAGCUGAAGUAUGCAUGAAGCAAGAGGGUAAGACACUUUGCCAGCGCUUGGAAUGUGCAAAAGAUUAUUGGAAAUUGAAUAACACGGGACAACAGCAGCAGAAUUUUUGGGACAUCUAUGUCAAGGGGAAAGUGGAAAAUCUGUUUAAUGGGGCGACUACUACUAGUAAUGGUGGCACCCCAGGUGCCGAUUGCGACAAACAGAACCUGGAUAGUGCAAAUAAAGCAGCAUGCAACCACAUGGCAAAAUUGUUGAAUAAAAUGUACCAAAGUGCAAAUGGUAGCACUAAGGAAUAUUCUGAACAAAUUAUAAAAUGUGUUCUUUUAAGAGAAUAUGCUAAAAAAUUAAAAGAAAAAGCAAAAGAAGGAGGGUAUUGUAGCAUAGACGAUGGUUUAAGUAAAGCUUUUAGUAAUAGUAGAAGCAUUAUGGAUAAUGGAACAUCUCAAUGCAAAGAUAAUAAGGGUAAUAGUACUUGUUUUGAAUGUAAAUGGGACAAUACUGACGAGCUUAAAAGUUGCACCAUUCCCAAUGGCAGCGGCACAAAAGAGGAAGUAAAGGAAAAAGUGGAAUUAUUGCUCAAAGACAACCCCCAAACGGUGGACACUGAAAUAGAAAAAACCGUGAAUGAUAUGAACAGUAAAAAUAAGUUAUGCGAACGUGUAAAAUGUGCAACAGCUCGCUGGUGGAACGACAAAAAAAAUGGCGGGAAGCCGAACGGCGGAACUGUAGACUGGAAGGAAGUGUGGGAAGAAGUCCAAAAGGAAAUUACCAAGCUCGGUCAGACCAUGUCUAACAAUGGAGACAAAACUUUAGACAACCACUGCGGUGGUCUCGACUACAAGAAAAAAGAAGUAUGUCUCCUCUUUGCGAGAGGAUUACAGCACAUGGGACAAAAUGCAAAUGGUAAAGAAAAGUUCUUUGAACGAACUAUGAUGUGCGCAGCACUAAAUGCUUACGCCAAAAAAAUAAAGACUGAUGCAGCAGCAAAGAAGAAGAACGGGACAGGGAGCUGUGACAUAGAUCAGGGUAUAACGCAGGCCUUCCAGCACAGUAAAACCAUUAUGGGUAGUGGAACAUCUCCAUGUACCGAUCCUAACAAUCCUGCUUGUUCUGUAUGCAACGAGGAAAGUUUUGAUGAUUGCUCGGUUGGCACUGAAGAUGUAAAGAACAAAUUGACGAAAUUUCUUGUGGACGAGGACGAUAAGACAGGACUGAAGGAAUCUUUGGACAAAAUAUGUUUACCAUGUAUAGAUGAGAAGGAAUUAUGUAAGCGUGCAGAAUGUGUAGCUAAGAGAUGGGUAGAAAACGGGAGUGCACAAAAUGGAAAGAACUUAUGGGAAGACGAUAACGGUGUAAAGAAGGAAUUAAAGGAACUCUCUAAGAAUAUACAAGAUAAAAAGGGCAAUGUAGAAACGCACUGCAGAACAUUCAGUGGAGAAGAGAAGGAAGUAUGCAAGCUCAUUGCUGCAGGUUUAAAGGGUAUUUAUGAAAUUCAGGCAGUUAAAAGCACUGGCGGAAAGAUCACAAAGAAGGCUUUAGAGGAUCAAUUAUUUAAACGUACCAUGCGUUGUGUUUUAUUAAAUGCUUUUGCUGAUAAAUUAGAAUCACUUCCAUGUAAGGAUGAGAAGAAAGUAAAGAACGCUGUAGAUAAAGCAUUUGAGAAGAAUAGUGAUAUUAGGGGUGGAAUUGAUGCGUGCAAGAAAGAUGAUGAUAAAUGUUUCACGUGUGAUAGGUUUAACGGUCUCGCCAAUUGCGAAAUUGGCGAGAACGGUAACAAGGACAAAGUAAAAGGAAAAGUAGAACCCAUGCUAGAAGGAGAUAAUACACUCAAGAAGCAACCUCUGGAGAAGACCAUAUGUAAACCGUGUACUGGGGAAAAGAACGGGGAUUUCUGUAAAGAACUUCAGUGUGUAGCAAAGAAAUGGGACAAAAGGAAGAAUGGAACCUCAGCCGGAAACGUUACCUGGGAAAACAUGAAGGAUGACUUUGGAAAGGAGUUAGAAGCACUGCUGACAGACAUGAAGACAAAGCAGGGUGACGUUGCCACCCACUGUGACAAAGACAGCACUGGCGAAACAUGGAAAGUUGGCGACGCCGCAGGCGAAGCCAAUAUAACUGCUUGCAAGCUUGUUGCAGCAGGGCUGCAACAUAUUUCGACUAUUAAGGUGGAAUACAGCGAGUCAGGAAAGGACGAACAAAAAACCCCCUAUGAUAACCAAGAGUUUAAACAAUUCGUUUCUUGUUUAAUGUUAAAAGCCAUCGUACAAAAAAUGAAAGAACAAAGCCCCAUUUGUUACAUUGAACCCGGCAUAAAGGUCGCUACUGCAGCAUGGAAACAAAUUAAAGUAAAAUGCACAAAGCAACCUUGUAUUGACUGCAAUUUGGACGAAUUUCACAAAUAUGACGAAUGCCCCAUUGGCAACAAUGCCACUGACAAAGUGAAGCCUACAUUGGAAUCAUUACUCACAGGAGAGAAGAAAAACGAAGUCGAGGUCGCACUCAUGGACAUAACUAAAACACGUGGAAAUGCGUCUUCUUCUUUAUGUCUCCGUUUACAAUGUCUAGCUCCUCGAGUUCAGGCAUCCAACAAUGCGGAAAAAUUUUGGAAGGAAGGUGGCGAAGUUGCCGACUUAUGGAGCACAUUGUCCAAAGAAAUGACAAAUAAAGGCAAAAACGGAAGCGUACCUGAAUGUAAUACAAUGGAUAAUGGCAGUGGUGCCAAUGCCAAUGGCAGACCUGCCACGAAACCUGAAAAGAAGGCAUGCAAUUAUUUGCAUGCCGGUCUAAAAGCACUGUAUACUCCGACGGCGACGGCGGCGGCGUCGUCGACGCCGUCGGGAGUCAACGAGAAAAUCCUGGAUAAGAACCCACUGUUGAAACAAACAGUGGGUUGUUUAUUACUUCACGCUUAUGCAAAGAAAAUGAAAGGCGACGCCACGUGUUUAGUGGAUUCAGGAAUAAAGAAGGCUUUCGAAACUUAUAGCAGAGGUCUAAUUACUAAUGGUAGUUGCAACGAUGACAAGGGACCUUGUGUUCUUUGCCAUUGGAAUGAAAAGAACUAUGACGACUGUAAAAUUACUACAUCUGGCACAAGUGGCAACACAGCACCAACGGAACUAACGGAAAAGUUAACAUUAGUUAAGGACAAAAUUACCGAAACCUCCGAUACCACCCUGAAGGAAAUAAAUAAAAUGCAAAACUUAUGCGAUUACAUUAAAUGUGCCGCACCGAAUUGGUUCAAGAGCAAACUGCCCACAACCACGAAUGGAGGUGUUAGUAGUAGUACUCCUGCUACUGCAACCAAGACUUGGUGUGACUUUUGGGGGGAGGAAGGCGUCAAAAAAACAUUGCAAUCAAUGUUCCAACACAUGGAGUCUGAAGGAAAGGACACAUCAAAGAACAACACUAAUGAUGUAUGUAAACAUUUUGGGGAUGAAAAUCCACAAAGUGUUGAAAGAAAAGCUUGUAACCAUAUCACAGCUGGUUUAAAAUACAUUGAUGAUAUUCAACCAAACGGUGGUAGUGGUGUUAGUGGUCAAGACAACCAACUGCUUCAUCAAGCAGUUGGUUGUAUUGCUCUUAACAUGUACGCUGAUCAAUUAAGAGAUGAGUCGGACAAAGUUUGUCCCAUUGGUGAGGACAAAAUACAAGAAAUGUUCACUAAAUGGAAUGAAAAAUAUAAUAAUAAUUCUUCGUCUUCGCCUCCAUGUAAUGGUGGUGGUAAUAAUAAUAAUAAUGUUUGUUUUAAAUGCACAAGACAACCAAAUUUUAAUAAUUGCCAACUAAGUGUUGAUAAAAAUUUGAUUAAUACAACACCAUCAACACAAAGUGGACAAAAUUGCACAGAGACGAAGGACGAAGUUAAAGAACAAAUGACCAAACUCCUCAACAACGAAGACAAAAACCAAUCCCAAUCCAACUCCACCAUUAAAUCCAAAAUAAACACCACCUUAACUACUAUCACUGAAAUGACCUCUUCUUUCUGUACUCAAGUCCAAUGCGCAAUAAAAAAAAAACUAAACAGCAAAAAUGGACAAGCAACCUCAGGUGGAACGAUUACACCAUCUUGGAGUGCCAUAUACAAUGACGCCGCGACAGAAUUAGCGGAACUUUUAAAAGAUAUGAACGACCCUAGAAAGCAGAAGAACGUUGACAAAUACUGCGACAACCAUAGCAAAUGGAAUACUUUAGGCCAUAAAGAAAAACAUACAAAUAAAGCAGCUUGUUUACUUUUUGCUGCAGGAUUGCAGCAUAUAUAUAAAAAUAAGACGAAGGACCCUGUUAAUGGCCCAUCGUUUGGACAAACGAUGGGUUGUUUAUUUCUUAAAGAAUAUGCAAAACAAUUGAAAGAAAUGGCUGAAAUACAAAAAAAGUAUAAGGUACAUCCUAAUUGUAGUGUAGAUUCAGGCAUAGAUUACGCUUUCAAUCAAAGUAAAAACAUUAUGGAGAAUGCAACACCUCCAUGUGACAACAAUGUUCCUAAUUCUUGUUUUGAAUGCAAAUUAAAAGAAGAUUAUAAUGGUUGCUUCAUUGGCAAUGACGAUAUAGGAAAUAAAUCUAAAGAACUUCUCACAGAACCGACGAACAAAGAACAUAUGGAAAAAACUUUAGAGAAUACAGUCUGUCCCAUCCUUCUUACGGAUCUCCUUACCCCUUUUCUUCCUUUGGCUCCUGUCUCUAUUGGCCUUUCUGCUAUGGCUUAUUACCUUUGGAAGUAUUUUGGUCCUCUUGGUAAAGGAGGACCACGUUUCAGAAGAUCUCCUGCUGAUAUUCCUGGUUCAUCGGUACAGGAACAAGUCCUCGAUCAUGUGCAGCAAGAUAGUUCACAUGAAUAUAAAUUGGUGAAGGAACGAAAACCUCGUUCUGCUCCAACGAGAACGAAACGUUCUGGUCCCGUGAAUCGCCGCACGAUUAUUGAAAUUCAUUUUGAAGUGUUGGACGAAUGUCAAAAAGGGGACACACAAUUGAACCAGAAGGAUUUUCUGGAACUUUUGGUUCAAGAAUUCAUGGGAUCCGAAUUAAUGGAAGAAGAACAGGUUCCUAAGGAAGAAGUUCUUAUGGAAGAGGUUCCUAUGGAAAGUAUUCCUUUGGAGCAGGUUCCAAUGGAACGUGUUCCAAGUUUAGCUUCCGGGUUUAUGGUUUAG